Microdochium trichocladiopsis is the source of this 417-nucleotide messenger RNA. RefSeq lists its product as uncharacterized. The transcript has 2 exons. Bases 1 to 417 code for a protein of 138 amino acids. The record is from RefSeq and is a predicted model, not a curated record. NCBI's taxonomy places the organism in Eukaryota, Fungi, Ascomycota, Sordariomycetes, Xylariales, Microdochiaceae.
AUGGCGGGCGAGCCACGACUCCAGAGCCCGACGACGCCCCAAGCCGUUACAGACAGACAGCGCAUGAUUGAAAAUAUGUCUGUAUACGAUAUCCUUGGAUCGAUGAAGAAGGCUCCAGCUGGGCAAGGCAUAGAUGCCUUGGGCUACGAUGGUGUGCUCCGUAGGUUUGAUGGCGAGCGGAAUGUGGUUGACGCAGUCGGCCUGAACCCAGCCCAAAUCAGAGAGUAUUACGAUGAGCUCCCGUUGCCCCCGAGGUUUCUCACCGCCGACGGCCGCAACAUUUCUCAUUGGGAUAUGCUCCAUCCUGCGGCAGAGAAUGUUCCUAAGAAAAUUUCAGAGGAGGACAAAGCUAGAAUUUUAGCACAUAACGAGGAGUUGGCUAGGCGCGGCGUCUUGAGCUGCGUCUCGAGCAAGUAG